AUCCAUUAAUUUUUGAUUAUAGCUGGGUUUCUUUACAUAUUAUACAGUGGCGAUGGGAGAGGUAAAUCCUUCAGGACCGGUACCAAUCGACAGCGUUUUCAUUUACAGACCGGACAAACGUCUCGAGCUCUGGAGGUUUGCAUUUUAUAUGUUUCUUCAUGCUGGAUGGCUUCACCUAUUAUUUAACUUGGGAGUACAAGUGGUUGUUGGACUUCCCCUGGAAAUGGUUCAUGGAAGUCUGAGGAUCGCGGCUGUUUACAUGGCUGGAGUUCUUGCCGGUAAAUAAUCAUUACUUAUUACAAAUUUCUACAUUUUAUUUACAAAGCUAAUAUAAUUUCCCG
Apis dorsata (giant honeybee) is the source of this 341-nucleotide messenger RNA. Its product is annotated as protein rhomboid-like. Bases 53 to 286 code for a protein of 77 amino acids. Gene Ontology annotation, molecular function: serine-type endopeptidase activity. Gene Ontology annotation, cellular component: membrane. The transcript is spliced from 2 exons. The record is from RefSeq and is a predicted model, not a curated record. NCBI's taxonomy places the organism in Eukaryota, Metazoa, Arthropoda, Insecta, Hymenoptera, Apidae.